Molecule: messenger RNA, 1371 nt
Organism: Lodderomyces beijingensis
Lineage: Eukaryota; Fungi; Ascomycota; Pichiomycetes; Serinales; Debaryomycetaceae
Source: the annotation of a GenBank genome assembly
AUGCCCGUUUACUCCAUUUCCCACGUUGAAAAUGUGCGAGUUUGUGUGGUGAUGGUUGGUUUGCCUGCUAGAGGCAAAUCGCUUAUAUCUCAAAAGAUUGUGCGAUAUCUCUCGUGGUUGUCGAUCAAGUCCAGAUGUUUCAAUGUCGGCAGCUAUAGAAGAGAAAUCGCCAAGGACGCUGUGAUUGAUGCCGAGUUUUUCGACCCGCUCAACACGGAAGGGUUGCACUACCGUCAGCAGGCUAUUGAUGCUGCCAUCUUCGACAUGAUGAAGUGGUUCACCGAGGAAAACGGAGUGGUUGGCAUAUUGGACGCAACAAACUCGACCCGCAAGAGAAGAGAAAUGAUUUUGAGACUUUGUCGCGAAAACCACAUUGAGCCGUUGUUUUUGGAGAGUUGGUGCAACGACAAGGAGCUCAUAUUGCAAAAUAUUGCUGAUGUCAAGACAACUUCGCCAGACUAUAUCAAAACACCAAAUGAUAUUGCCACUCAGGAUUUCUUAAAGAGAAUUGAAUUUUACGAAACUGUUUACGAGACUAUGGAUACCGCAAAAGAUGCAAACUUGACAUUUAUCAAGUUGGUCAAUGUCAAUUCGCAAAUCGUGUUGAAUCGCAUUGAAACUUAUUUGGAGAGCAGAAUAGUAUACUACGUUAUGAACUUGCAUAUAAAGCCGCGAAGUAUAUGGUUAUCGAGGCACGGAGAGUCCGAAUUCAACUUGACUGGACAGAUUGGCGGAGAUGCAAACUUGUCUGAACGUGGCUGGAGGUAUGCAAAGAAGUUGCCCGAUUUGGUACUCAAGUCCUUGGGAGAAGAGCUUAAACAUACAAACUUGACUGUUUGGACAUCAACCUUGAAACGUACCCAGCAAACCGCUUCCUUUUUACCCUAUAAAAAGUUGCAAUGGAAAGCAUUGGAUGAACUAGACGCGGGCGAGUGUGACGGUAUGACCUAUGAAGAAAUCGAGGAAAGAUUCCCCGAUGACUUUAAGGCAAGAGAUGACGACAAGUAUGAGUACAGAUACAGGGGAGGCGAAUCCUACAGAGAUAUAGUGAUAAGGUUGGAGCCUAUAAUUAUGGAAUUGGAGAGACAAGAAAAUAUCCUCAUCAUCACCCACCAGGCUGUUUUGCGUUGUCUUUAUGCAUACUUCAUGAAUGUUCCUCAAGAGGAGAGCCCCUGGAUGUCGAUCCCUUUGCACACGCUCAUAAAGUUGGAGCCUCGCGCGUACUCCACUUUGGUGACUAGGAUCAAAGCCGAUAUUCCAGCUGUCAGCACCUACAAGGAAAAAGGCACAUCACAACUUGGAGAAGCGAAAACGGGAGAACUAAUUUUCAAGAGUCGAGACUUGAUAAACAACAGCGAAGAAGCCCUUUGA